Melozone crissalis (California towhee) is the source of this 2052-nucleotide messenger RNA. It is a transcript of the gene TGFBR2, whose product is annotated as transforming growth factor beta receptor 2. Gene Ontology annotation, molecular function: SMAD binding; ATP binding; transforming growth factor beta receptor activity, type II. Gene Ontology annotation, biological process: transforming growth factor beta receptor signaling pathway; cellular response to growth factor stimulus; heart development. Gene Ontology annotation, cellular component: signaling receptor complex; plasma membrane. Lineage: Eukaryota; Metazoa; Chordata; Aves; Passeriformes; Passerellidae. The record is from RefSeq and is a predicted model, not a curated record. The coding region runs from base 30 to 1736 and encodes 568 amino acids. The transcript is spliced from 7 exons.
CUCGCCGGCCGCGCCGAUCCGGCUCCGCGAUGACUCCCCGGCUGCCGAGGAGCCUGCGGCGGCUGCUGCUGCUCCUUUCCCUCUGGGCACUCAUGGGCAGCUCGCUCCCCGCUCUGCUCCGGGCUGAAUUUACAUCACCUGUAGAAAGAAAUAAGGAGAGUGGACUGAAAAUGUCAAACUUAUGCAAGUUUUGUGACAUUAAAGCAACAACCUGCUCAAACCAACAUCAGUGCAGGAGUAACUGCAACAUCACCUCUAUCUGUGAGAAGAGUAGUGAAGUCUGUGUUGCUAUAUGGAGACAGAAUGAUGAAAAUGUGACAUUAGAAACAAUAUGCCACGACCCCCAGGAAAAACUGUAUGGUCACAUUUUGGAUGACUCUAACUCAGAGCAGUGUUUAAUGAGGGAAAAGAAGGAUGAUGGGGGAUUGAUGUUCAUGUGUUCCUGCAAAGGUGAAGAAUGCAAUGAUCUGCUCAUUUUUACAUCAGAUGACCCCCAUAAGCCAGAGGAGAAAGAUGAAAUUUCCAAAGUCACAAUCAUAAGUCUUGUCCCGUUACUGGUGAUUUCUGUUGCUGUGAUUGUUAUCUUUUAUGCCUACCGCACUCACAAGAAGAGGAAGCUCAGCAAGGCAUGGGAGAAGAAUGUUAAGCCCAAGAAGCAUAAGGACUGCAGUGAUGGCUGUGCCAUUAUGUUAGACGACGACCGCUCAGACAUCAGCUCCACGUGUGCCAACAACAUCAACCACAACACAGAGCUGCUGCCCAUUGAGUUGGACGUUGUUGUUGGCAAAGGAAGGUUUGCUGAAGUGUAUAAAGCCAAAUUGAAGCAAAACACAUCAGAGCAGUAUGAAACUGUGGCAGUCAAGAUUUUCUCCUAUGAAGAAUAUGCUUCCUGGAAAACUGAGAAAGACAUAUUUUCAGAUGUAAACCUCAAGCACGAGAACAUACUCCAGUUCUUGACAGCAGAGGAACGUAAGACAGACCUUGGCAAACAGUAUUGGUUGAUCACUGCCUUCCAUGCUAAAGGAAACUUGCAGGAGUAUCUCACACGGCACAUUAUCAGCUGGGAGGACCUCUGGAAACUUGGCGGGUCCUUGGCCCGAGGGAUUGCCCAUCUGCACAGUGAUCACACACCCUGUGGUCGUCCCAAAACACCUAUCGUACACAGGGACCUAAAGAGUUCCAACAUCCUGGUGAAAAAUGAUUUAACCUGCUGCCUCUGUGACUUUGGGUUAUCCCUGAGGCUGGACCCUUCCCUUUCUGUGGAUGACUUGGCUAACAGUGGGCAGGUUGGCACAGCAAGAUAUAUGGCCCCUGAGGUUUUGGAGUCCAGGAUGAACCUGGAGAACAUGGAGUCCUUCAAACAAACAGAUGUGUACUCCAUGGCUUUGGUCCUCUGGGAAAUGACAUCUCGCUGUAACGCUGUCGGAGAAGUGAAAGAGUAUGAGCCCCCCUUCGGCUCCAAAGUGCGAGAGCACCCUUGUGUGGAAAGCAUGAAGGACAAUGUCCUGAGAGACAGAGGGCGGCCCGAGAUCCCCAGCUCCUGGCUUAACCAUCAGGGCAUCCAGAUGGUGUGUGAGACGCUCAUCGAGUGCUGGGACCACGACCCCGAGGCGCGGCUGACGGCGCAGUGCGUGGCCGAGCGCUUCAGCGAGCUCCGGCACCACGACAGGCUCUCGGGGAGGAGCUGCUCCGAGGAGAAGAUCCCCGAGGACGGCUCCGUGACCACCGCCAAGUAGCGCACGCCCGGGAGCUCCGGGACGGAGGGAAGUCGCUCCUAGACGUGUUCACCUUGGCAAAGGAAGAGGUCUUGAUCGGUGCCUUGACUUGCUUCCUGGAGGACUGAGGCUGUCACUACUCCCUUUGGGCUCCAGCUCUGGACAGGGAGAUGUAUUCUGGGAAUUACAAGCUGGGGGAGUAGCAGUCAUACCCUAGCACUGGCGGCCAGCAUCAUGUCGUAGGAGGAGCUAUAUAUGGUAGCACUUCCUCUGGAAAAGGAUUUGAAAACAGCCAAUAACAUUAUGCACUUUAUUAAUGCCUGUAUAUAACUAUGAA